AUGGGUUCCCGUAGCUCAACCUCAUCAACGCGAGACCCUACAAUACUUAACAACAGAUCAUCAUCGCCUACGCUCUCCUCCGUUGGGUCCAAACGUUCAUCCUUUGUUACCAACAAUCGCUCUUCUCUUAUCAGCACAGCAGCGGCCGAGUCUUCGGGAGGAUGGAUGAGCGGUCUGUCUGAGGUCAUGGCCAAUGUAUCUUCGCGAGUUGUCGGUGUCAGAGCGCAGGAGCACGGAGCCCCCAAUCGCUCAUCAUUCCACUCUGGAGAUCACAGCGACGGAGACCACAGCGAACACAAGUCCAACCACCACAUUUCCAUUCCACAAGACGCAUCAUCGCCAGCAAUGGCAUCCACAAACCCUGAAGUACCUCCAUGGGUAUCACUCUCAGGACAUGAUGCUUCUGAGCAUGGUUCAGCUACUGGCCUCAGGAGAUCAGGAUCCAAGCGAAGUUCAGGAAGUCACGCCGGAGGAUCGAAUCAUGCAGGAGGAUCUAAUUUGGGUGCUGGACCAACCAAUCGUCAAGGAAGUAGCGGCGUUAGUGGCGGUGGCGGUGGCGGAGGAAGUGGAGGACGUCGAGGUCUUUUCCAUGGCACGGACCGGUCUAAGUCAGGAGCAGGUUCCAAUAUUGGAAAAGCGGCUAGCGCCCUACCAGAAAAGGUUACUCAGGACGACGAAGAAUCUGUCUUUGCGCCAGGAGGUUUCAAACAGCGUGGGUCAGACAAGAUGAGACUCGAGGGACGAUCAUUCAAGCUCUUCUCCCCGGAGAACCCACUUCGCCUCUUUUUGGCGUCAAUCCUGAUGUCUAAGUACACUGACCCCAUUAUCUUGGUUAUCAUUUUGACGGAAUGGGUAUUCUUCGUCAUCACACCCACUACCCACGACGCCAAGAAUAUCUUUGGAUCUUACUGGACUCACUACGGACUGUUGGCCAUCAACAUUCUUUAUACCCUAGAGAUCAUUUCCAAAGCUAUCGUCUAUGGGCUCUUCUUUGACCGCAAUGGAUUCCAAUGGCAAAAGAGGUUUCCAAAUUGGAAGUGGGUGCAGCGGAUCAUCAACGCUAUACCAUCCAACAAAACGGUUCCUUCGUCGACGCACCGCUCACACAAUUCACUUUCGCGUGUCAACAGCGUACGCUCGCGUGAAUCGACCUUUGAAAAAUCAGGAGUGCAUGUACAGGGGACUAUGGUGACAACUAUUCAAGGCGAUACAGGAAACGAACAGCCUGGGACUGCAGUGGAAGAAGAGACUGCCCCUCCGGCUCAUGCUCCCUUCUUUAGUUCGUACUACAACCGUCUGGACGGGAUUGUUGUGAUGAGCUACUGGGUCGACUUUGCGUUCAUGAUGGUGGGAAUCCAAGAUGUGUACCUCUUCAAGGCUAUCAGUGCGCUGCGGCCGCUUCGACUCUUGACGUUGACUGAAGGAACCUCAACCAUUAUCGAUUCGCUUUCAAUGUCGGCACCACUGCUUCUCACGAUUCUUGGAUUCAUCUUUUUCUUUUUCUUGAUCCUGAGUCUUAUUGGAUUAUUGGUCUUCCAAGGAGCUCUGUCGCGCCGAUGCGCUAUAUUGAAGCCAGGCAACCCUCCUACUUGUACGAAACCUGUUCGGAAUGGAACCAUCAGGGGAAUUAUCGGCUACAUUGGACAGGGAGACGGUGACGACUCUUCGCCCAGAACGUCAGCAAUGAUUUGUCAGGAGGGUCAAGUGUGCAUGCAGUUCCCCGACUACAAUCCCGGGUUUGGCUUGAUCUCGUUCGACAAUAUCUUCUUGUCGCUUCUCACCACCUUCACCAUCAGCUCAAUGGAGGGAUGGACGGAUGUUGAGUACUGGGUCAUGGAUGGUGACUCCAAGUGGGCCGCCAUCUUUUUCUGCAUUUCGAUUUUCCUUAUGAGUUUCCUUAUGAUCCCGCUUUUCAUUGCUGGUAUCACGUAUUCAUUUGGAGCUGUGAGAGCAGAGAAACGACACUCAGCUUUCUCGUCAAAACCUAAGAGCGUUCGAAUCCUUCUGGAUACAGACGAGGGAUGGCAAUUUGACGACGAGAUUCAUACGAACCUUUCGCCGAUCCGACAACGCAUCGUUCAAAUGGUCAACCAUCCUUGGUUUCAAGGAUUUGGCGCCUUCAUGGUCUUUCUCAAUUUGACAGCAAUGUGUUUUCGACGGUUCGACAGCACGCCGCAGGAAAUUAUGCGACUCGAUUAUACAGAAAUGGCAUUCACUGCCUUCUUCUUUGUGGAGAUUUGUGUUCGUAUUGUUGGCCACAGUACAUGGAAGCUAUUCUGGAAGCGGAAAAGCAACACUUUUGACCUCUUCCUGGCACUGACGACAGUGAUCAUUCAAAUCCCUGCGAUCCGACGAUGGGAGUGGUUCCGGUACCUGACGAUCUUUCAGGUCCUUCGAGCCUACCGCCUCAUCCCCGCCAUUCCCGGAGUGCGCGAGCUCAUGAGGUCUGUCGUCGGAAGUGCUACAGGAAUGCUGAAUUUGCUUCUGAUUACCUUCAUGUUCCUCUUGGUCUGUGCGCCAGCCCCGAUGAUGCUAUUUGGUGGUGACAUGCCUGAAGCUAUCAAGGCGACUGAACCGCAACCUGUCAACUUUGACGACCUUGGCCAGAACGUGCUGUUGAAUCUCUUCAUUGCCAUUGUGCUGGAGCAUUUUGAAAUGGACGAUGAUGAAAAGUACAAGAUGCAGCUUGAGAUGUACUUUGAGAAGCACCAGCGAUCCAAAAAGGCCAAGAACCGUGGACUUUUUCAGUACUUCAAUCCGUACUCGUAUCUUCCAGCGCGACCCCAGACACUGUCAGUGUAUGGAUUGACGGUCGACCAGACAGUGACAGUUCGCAAGAACGUUUUCCGGGAAUUUCUUGAAGGCGACAGUGCACCGAAUACGACGGAGAUCAUGGAGUCCAAGCUUGGUUUCAUUGUCUGGCUGGAGCGGAUGCGCGACUACUGGUUCCCGACUCAAGCCCAGAUUGAAGCUGCUCGACUGGCCAAGGAAGCUGCGGGGGCCAGAAAAGAAAAGUCUGAGUCGAAUCUGCAUGGAAUCUCUGGAUUUGGAAAGACUCAGGAUGAGAUUGACGCCAACCUCGAGAGGCUCGAUGAGGGACUGGAAAAGAUUACCUGGGACACAGACCGACUUCUGGCGCCACAAUCAACGGAGACACUCUCCCCUGAAGGCUACAGGAAGGCCAAGGAGAGGGAGAAUGCACUCAAGGACGAUCAUUAUGUAGAGACACGCGAGUUCCUGGAGGCCCACCCAAUGUACGAUCGGGCUCUUUUCAUUCUUCCCAGCAACAACCGAUUCCGGCAAUGGUGCCGCCGAGUCGUCGGCCCACGUACAGGACGCAAGAUUGUCACGAUGAACUGGUUCAACUGGGCCAUCUUUGUCACGAUCCUGGUCAGUAUUGGGGUGGUCCUCGUGGAUGAUCCUAUCGAUCGGUUGAAAGCCAAGGUGACAGGAAUCACCACGAGACUCGACAUCCUGGACGACAUUGAUUAUGCCACGACGAUCAUUUUCGUCGUUGAGCAAACCUUACGUAUCUUGGCGGAUGGAUUUCUCUUCACACCAACUGGCUACCUACGAGAUCUCUGGAACGUUCUGGAUCUGGGGAUAGUGUUGAUGAGUUGUGUCAAGGUCUUUGGUCAGAUUGACCAUUUGUUCAGCCUGACACGAGCGGUACGAGCCCUAGCAUGUCUUCGUGUUAUUCGUCUUGUCCGCUACUUUGAGGGUGUCUCUGCUAUGUUUGCCGCGAUCGGGAAGGCAUUGCCGAGGAUGGUUGUUGCCAUGCUCCUGACUUUCCUGCUCUUUUGGCCGUUCGCGAUUUAUGGUGUCAACAUCUACGCCGGGUACUUUUACAAGUGCAACGACGAGACCAUCCUGUUCAAGAACGAAUGUGUCGGCGAGUUCAUGGAUUUGCCGAGUGGAGAUGAUAAUGCCGAGAUUCUGGUGCCACGGAUAUGGGCCAAUCCUUACGACUACAGCUUCGACACGAUCCAGGCCGCGAUCUUGGUCCUCUUUGAGAUGGCCUCGCAGGAAGGAUGGAUCUUGGUCUUGCAAUCCGGUCGUGCGGUCCCUAACCACCUGGGAGAUCAGCCGUUCAUCCAGCCCAACGAACCCAACCGAUUCAACUCAUUUUACUUUUUGUUGUUCAUGUUGAUCGGGUCGAUCGUGUUUGUCCAGAUCUUCAUCGGAGUCAUCUUGGAGUCCUUCAAGACAUGGAACGGUAUCUCGUUGUUGACCGUCGAACAGCGUCGCUGGAUUGACCUGCGACGUCAGCUUCGAUUGAUCAAGCCUACGGCGAUUCCUGCAAGACCCCAGAACAAGUUUAGGGCACUCUGCUAUGACAUGGUGAACAAGAAGAAGGGACUUUUAUGGAGGAUCAUGACUGUCGUUUUGGUUGCCAACGUCUGUAUGAUUGCUUCACAGCAUUAUGCCCAGCCUCAGCUGCUCACCGAUGUUCAAGAUAUCUGCUAUUUCAUUUUCUUGGGUGUAUACUCAUUGGAGAUCAUGGUCAAACUAUGCGGAUACGGCUUCAACAAGUGGCGACUAUCGCGUUGGAAUCUCUACGAUAUGAUCAUUACCGUCCUUGCUCUCAUUACCUUGAUUCCACGUUUCCUCCAACACGAGUUGUGGACAUUACGCCUGGAGAAAUUCCUGCUGAUCACAAUCUCCUUCCGUCUCGCCCAAAGAAUCGACUCUCUUCAAGUACUGUUCCGAGCAUUGGCGAUCGCGUUGGGUUCGAUUAUUAACAUUACGGCUGUGUUCAUGGUCGUGUUCACUGUCUACGCCAUCAUGUUCCGUGAGAUCUUUGGAAUGACCCGUCUCGGUCCCUCGACAACCGGCCUCGCGAACUUCGAGACGUUCGGGAACACCAUGCUGAUGUUGAUCCGAAUGACGACAGGCGAGAACUGGGACUUUGUCAUGCACGAUAUGAUGGUCGAGGCUCCUAGCUGCACGCCCAACAAGGGGUCUUACCUCGACACCGACUGCGGGUCUCGGACUUGGGCAUAUGCCAUGUUCCUGUCAUUCUACAUUGUCUGCACCUACAUUCUUCUUAACAUGUUCAUUGCCGUCAUUAUCAGCAACUUUUCUUUCGCCUACCAACACGACACUAUCACGACGCUUAUCACCAGAGAGGACUUGAGGAACUUCAAAUUGACGUGGGCCAAGUUCGAUCCUCGAGGAACUGGUUAUAUCGAUCCAAAAUACCUAUCUCAUUUCUUGCGGUCGUUGGAUGGUCGACUGUGCACAAGAGUUUACCCGAACCUGGAGUUCAGUAUCCCCUCUCUGGUCAAGACUCAUGCGACAGGUGGCUCUGGUGCUGGCGGACUAGGAUCAGGACCGGCAGGAGCAAGUGGGCAAAGACUGUCGUCGGCAACAGACCGCUCCAAUACCGGCGCGCUCUCAUCACCACAAUUACUGUCAACCCAACCUCGUAACAACGGAUCCAACAACCGUCUGAGCCGCAUGUCUAUCAGCCCCAGCUUGUCAGCCACAUCGGCCAGUCAUCACGGCAGUGGGGCAGGUGGAGGAAUGUCCCCUCGGGCGGUUCCUAUCACAAUCUCGAGCCCCGAAUCAAGCGAUGUAGACGAGAAGAAAGCAGGCGAGCCGCAGGCGAACCUAGACCUGUACCUCCUGCAGCAGACGCUGUCCAAGAUCGAUGUAUCAGACGCCCAUCGUCGUCGACAUACCUACAAUGUCAUUUACAAAGAGGCCGUGGCAACGUGUGGUGAACGUGGCAUUUCGUUCUAUAGCAUCCUUGACAUCCUAUCGAUUAGCCUUGUCGAUAUCGAGCAGGCGCUAGGAAUGGAAGAGUUCUUGAAGAGAAACGAGCGUGUCAAGGAGAUCAAGGCGGCAGUGGCAAGAGAGACGAUCUACAACCUACUAAUGACCAUUGUGGCGCGUCGAAACUUUUUGAAGCAACGACGAAGCAAGCAAAACUCGAGGCUACGACCAGAGGUACCUCGAAUUGUGAUUGACACGUCGAUUGGAAACGACCGUGGGUACCGCCAGGAUACCUCGCCCAUGCUAUCGACUUCUCCUUACUAUGGCAGCGGUGGAGCAGGAGGAGGAGGGCGAUCGCCAAUGUUACCGUCGCCAAUGCUUGACUUUUCGAAGGGGCAUACCUACCAUUCGGACGAUGACAGCCCUAGUCCUUCGCCUGGAGCAUUCUCGAGUCAGGCUAUGCUCUCUAUUAGUUCGAACGAUUCCACGGGUUGGGACCUGAACGAGUGA
Messenger RNA from Linnemannia hyalina, 6228 nucleotides. The record is from the annotation of a GenBank genome assembly. Lineage: Eukaryota; Fungi; Mortierellomycota; Mortierellomycetes; Mortierellales; Mortierellaceae.